CUUGAUGACGUAGUGACGUCGUGCGUGUUACGCGCAGGCGUCGUUUGCAGGAGUAUAAAAACAAUCAUAUUUAUUUAUGACAGUAUAUUACUUAGGGUGCUAUAUGUUAUGUAAACUGAAGGCUUGCUGGAGUGGAGAGCGACACAGUUUUACGAAACUCUGAAUUAUUUGCGGUGUAGUAGCCUACGACGGAAACCCUAACACUAAAAGAAGCUUCUGCACUGCCAGUUUACGUUUGUUUCAAGGGCAUUACCUUUAAGAUAUGCUGCAGUCAUUCAAGCCUAUAUUCAGCUGUAACCUGGUGCUAUCACGCUCCUUCUCUGGAUAUGUUUCUCGAAUGAGGUACCUCAUGAGAUUAAAGGAGGACGAUGAAGCAUGUCGAGAGGCGCUGAAGUCUGGGAAGGUUCUACUGUAUCAUAAGCUUUCUCCUCUUCUGCGAAAGACUAGCAGUGGCAGUGGAUACAAAUUGGCUUCUCUAAAAACCUCAGAUUUGGAACAAAUAUUGGAAAAGGUUGGAAAGGACAAACACAUUGUUAAUGAAUCUUUUCUUCUGGGAUGCACUGACAAGGAUGAACCACAGUUCUCACUGGAAGUAGGUGAUUUAGACCGCAGUGCAUUGGAGCAGGAGUGUGGAGGCAUGUUUGUGGACCUCAGGAAAGCUUUCUUCAUGAUACCUGGACCAGAGUCUCCUCUUGCUGCUAAAGGACAAGCUCUCCUUCGAUGGCAUCAGACCAAUAGCUUUUGCAGUGCCACGGGGCAGCCUACCGUCAGGAACCAGUCAGGAAGUUACAGAGUGUGUCACAGCAGUGGCAUCACAUACUACCCCAAAAUGGCACCUGUUGUGAUCGUGCUGGUGUCUGAUGGGAGCCGAUGUCUGCUGGCGCGCCAGGCCAUGUUUCCUAAAGGCAUGUACAGCGCGCUCUCUGGCUUCUGUGACAUGGGAGAGUCAGUGGAAGAAGCCCUGCUCAGAGAGGUGGCAGAAGAGGUGGGUCUGGAGGUGGAGGACCUUCAGUACUCGGGAUCACAGCACUGGCCAUUCCCACAAAGCUCCUUUAUGUUAGCCUGCCAUGCAACUGUAAACCCAGACAAAACACAGGUGAAUAUUGACAAGGCAGAACUUGAAGAUGCGCGCUGGUUCACUUAUGAAGAAAUAACAGAAGCACUACAGAAUAUGCCACGUGACCCUAGAAGAGAGCCGCCUGUGUUCUGGGUCCCACCUUCUUACGCCAUAGCCAAUCAGCUCAUUCAGGAAUGGGCCAAUCAUCAGCAGCUAUCAAGAAAAUGACAUGGACUCAAAUAAUCAUGCAUCUGUUUGCAGUGGGUUACCAUUAAUAUAGGAACCUAAAGAUCAAAUAGACACGAAAACCUGAACAAUAUCAGAAUACACAAGAAGUGGACUACUUUUGAAGGGAUCUUCAAUGAUAUUCAAAGCAGGACUUUUAUUAUACUUGGAGUAUGCUUGGACUAGGAAAUAAAUGUGAUUAAUUAUAAUUAAGUGUUGAUGGAUUGCAUCAAGAAGCAUUUGAACAUUCUUCUCUACCUCAAAUAGUACUAAUCAACCAGUACACUAUUGCAUUUGUUGAAGAAAUCAUUUUAAUAAACAUAUGUUUUAAAAAAAAUAUAUAUAUUUUUAAUCAUCUUACAAUAAAAACAAUACCAAGAAACAGUUGUUUAAAAUGUUUGUGUUGUUUUGCAAGGAUUUACUGUUUCUUUUUUUAAAACGUAUGGUUUCAUAUUUAAUAAAAUGUACAUUUGUCAUUUACAUUCAUACUUUGUGUAAGAUGAAUAUAUUUUUAGUUUUUGGUUAGUUGACUGAGGUAACACUCACCGACCAAUCAGAUUCAGGCCUUUCCUUUCCGUAGCCAAUCCCGCCUCUCCUCCACACUUGGUGGCGCCGAAGCGCUAAAUCCUGUGCUAACGUUAGGUCGUUAGAAGAAGAAUGGUAGUCAAGAUGGACGCGGAGCUGUUGUUGUUUUUGGUUUCUGAGAACAAGGAGUUAUUUGAUAAAAACCACAGCGAGUACAAAAACACGAAGCGGAAAGAAGUUCUCUGGCAAGGAAUAGCAGACAAAAUGGGAGUCGAUGUGGAAGAGGUGAAAGCUAAAUGGAAAAAUCUAAGAGACACAUACACCAGGAAAAAGCGACUGGAGCAGGACGGGAAUCGGAGUGGAAGGGCAGCAAAAAAAAAGCAAUGGAAAUAUAUGCGAGUGAUGGACUUUCUCGAUCCCCCCACGGAGCACAGAAGACAAGGUGACUGAGACAAGAAAGCAAUGUUAUGGAUAGAGGACUCAUUUUAGCAGGAAGCACUGGUUUCAGGUUAAAAACAAUGGAAUUAUUUAUUUUACAAACAAGCUGCUUUUUGCUCCACAAGUCAUUAAUUGAUGGACUAGAGUCGUGUGGAUUGUGAUGUUUUUCAUUCUGACGGCACCCAUUCACUGCAGAUGAUCCAUUGUGUUAUAUUGGACAGUGUUCCUGGCAAAAUCGAGGAUGAUGAGCCAGAUGAAGACAGCGGGGCUGAACCAGCCAGCACCAGUAUGGGAACAUCCAUGACAAGUCCAGGAGCGAUCCGGUCUGACAUUGUAAAGAGAAGGCGAUCAGAGACACUAGAGCUGUUGGAGAGGUAUCUGGCAUCUAAAGAUGUGAGAGACAAAGAGAAAGACGAACAGCAAGAUGAAGUCGAUUUAUUUCUUCGGAGCUUAGCACCUGCAUUAAGACGCUUACCUGCUUCAAAGCAGUCUUUGGUGAAGCUUCAGAUCCAAAAAAUACUUCACGACGCAGAGUUCGGACAGCCCAGCUUUCCUCAGAUAUCCUCAGUGUCACCGAGUAAUCAGUUGUUACUACAGUGUAGUGUUGUAAAACCCAGUUGAAAUGCUUUUUUUAUUGAAAAUAAAUGUGACUUUAAAAGAA
Carassius gibelio (silver crucian carp) is the source of this 2906-nucleotide messenger RNA. RefSeq names its product nudix (nucleoside diphosphate linked moiety X)-type motif 13 (gene nudt13). Gene Ontology annotation, molecular function: hydrolase activity; metal ion binding. The transcript is spliced from 13 exons. The coding region runs from base 263 to 1285 and encodes 340 amino acids. The record is from RefSeq and is a predicted model, not a curated record. NCBI's taxonomy places the organism in Eukaryota, Metazoa, Chordata, Actinopteri, Cypriniformes, Cyprinidae.